Molecule: messenger RNA, 1325 nt
Organism: Penicilliopsis zonata CBS 506.65
Lineage: Eukaryota; Fungi; Ascomycota; Eurotiomycetes; Eurotiales; Aspergillaceae
Exons: 3
Coding region: 181-984 (267 amino acids)
Cellular component (GO): eukaryotic translation initiation factor 3 complex; cytoplasm
Molecular function (GO): translation initiation factor activity
Source: RefSeq, a predicted model, not a curated record
CGCUGAGGCUGCGGUACAUAGUCACCCACAAAAAUUUCCCAACAUCCCCGUCCUUCCAGCUCGCGGCCCCUUGGCUUUUUAUAUUGGGCUUUUCGCUCCUUGGUUGAUUGGCAAGGGCAUUUGACGUUGACCUAGUCAAUAUUUCCAGCAGUUGCAAUCCCCUGACAGAUUCUGCACAAUAUGGCGCCUUCGAAGUGGGACGACGAGGAGGACAGCUCUGGACCUCCUUCCCCGGCUCCCGUUGCCGCGUACCGCCGCAAGUUCGACGAUGAAGAGGAAGAAGAUGUUCUUGACUCUUGGGAUGCCGCCGAAGACUCCGAGGCUGAGCGGGAAAAGGCAGCCAAGGCAGCGGCCGCCAAAGCGAAGGCCGAUGCCGAGGCCGCCGCUAAGAAGAAGUCCAAGGCAAAGCGGAUAGAGGAUCACAUUGAGGAGCGCCGACGGCUAGCCGAGGAGGAAUCGGAGGAGGAAAUUAGCGAGGACGAGGCGGAGCGCAAGGCCCGUCUCCGCCGCACCGAGAAGGACUCCGACCUGAAGCACGCAGAGGACCUGUUCGGCGAGAUUGACAUGAACCGGAACCGUGGCAAGAACAAGGCAAUCGUCGUCAACGACUCGGCGGACCCGACGCAGGCGGUCGAUCUGUCGGCCAUGCCGCUCUUCAAGCCCUCGACCAAGGACCAGUUCGCCAAGCUCAGCGAUACCCUGAUCCCCUUGCUGACUGCCCAGUCAAAGAAGGCCCAUUUCUCCCUGUGGGCACAGGAGUUCACUAAGCGGCUUGUCAAGGAACUCCCAAGCGGCGAAAUUAAGAAGGUGGCCAGCGCCCUGACGACGCUCAGCAACGAGAAGAUGAAGGAAGAGCGUCAGGCCGACAAGGGCUCCAAGAAAUCCAAGGCCGCCAAGACGAAGGUCUCCCUGGUCACCUCGCGAGACAACAAGAUCGACAACACGUCUUAUGACGAUGGGCUCGAGGACGACGACUUCAUGUGAACAACAUUCCCAAAAGGGUAAAAAAAAGAACAGUGCGAACAGAAAAAUAACAAAAGGGGAGAGGGGGGAGCAAAACCAUAUUCUUGGUGCUUUGACUUUUCUUUUAGCAAUUUUCUUCACCUUAUUCUCCCCUUUUAAAUCAGACGGAUCUCUAUCAAUCAGAUCCGCCUUUUCCCCUCCCUUUAUUUCUUGUUCCAUAUAUGCUUGCAUCUGGUUAGGGCUCUUACAGAGAUUCCCAAGUCCUACUAUCUAUCUACAUCUCUACCCUUUCUCCCCUCUGUCCUAUAUGAUCUUUUUCUAGAUGGUAUUCUUCCCUUGAUGAAUUUAAACGAUUUCAGUCC